Molecule: messenger RNA, 481 nt
Organism: Aspergillus ruber CBS 135680
Lineage: Eukaryota; Fungi; Ascomycota; Eurotiomycetes; Eurotiales; Aspergillaceae
Exons: 1
Coding region: 121-384 (87 amino acids)
Source: RefSeq, a predicted model, not a curated record
GCACACUAGACUCAGCCAAAUAUACGUAGAAGACGACUCGAGUGCACCCCACCUUCGGAGAAUCGUCAUGAUAGUCGCAAUAACCGUCUUCGAAGCAAAAUAACGAGGAAAACAUGAUCAAUGGUUUGGACAGUAUUAUCAACACUUUUUAUCGUCUCUUUACUUUCUAGAACACAGGAGUACAGCCCUGUCAUCCCACGGUCUGGCCGCCGGGGCGAGUAUGCGAGGGAAUUGUGCCAUGCUAAUGCUGGGAUUUUUUUUUUUUUUUUUUUUUUUUUCUCGGCUUUUUUUGAAGGACAAACGUUUUCUAGGUCGUUUCGUUGGGCAGAGAUGCAACCUUGGAGAGCACAUCUUUAUGGGUUUCGACUUGUUGUUUUUAUAUAGCAACAGCAUCAAUGCCCCUGAAUAUUCUAAGUCAAUAGUAGUCUUAGUAUACACGUAUUGCCGUUUCUUCUUGGUUUUUUUUCAGCUUAGAUACGUU